AUGCAUACACCAACUAUUUUCAACCAAACUAAUCACACCAGAACUGCCCGCUAUGACGGCGCUGGCCCCAAUAAAUACUUGAGCGACUCAGAUAGCUAUAAUGAUGAAUCUGAUUGCGGAUCAGAUGAUUAUAAUAACCAUGAAUCCAAUUGCGAAUCAGAUAGUGAAGAAGUUUUCUGCGCUUCAACCAGCACUACCGUGGCUCCAUCAUUUCCGUUACCAAGACAAGAAAAGUUUAAUAACAACUUCACUCCUAAGGACCUGCUAAAUAGUAUUCAGAAAAUUCUUUCAUCACCGCUUAGAGAUAUGUCAAAUGAUAAAGGCUUAUUAGAUUGCCUUCCAAUCUAUUCAUUCCUCUUUUUGAAUGAAAAGGGGUCUAGUUUAUAUAAUGCUUAUGAUCGGGAUGAAGUGAAAAAUAAAUUGGUUAUCAAAAUUGACCAAGACGCUAAUUGGGCUCUGAAGUUUUCUGUUGCAGACGACAUUUCCGAAGUAUAUGGUUUACCCAGAAUUCAUGAAUGUAUUAAUGGUCAAAAGCCUUUAAGACCUGUGAUUGAUAUCGAUGCUACAUAA
Messenger RNA from Rhizophagus irregularis DAOM 181602=DAOM 197198, 570 nucleotides. NCBI's taxonomy places the organism in Eukaryota, Fungi, Glomeromycota, Glomeromycetes, Glomerales, Glomeraceae. The record is from RefSeq and is a predicted model, not a curated record.